AUACGUUACGCGCAUUAGACGGGGAGAAAGCGUGAGAGAGAGAGAGAGAGAGAGAGAGAGAGAAGGACGACAAUGGCGACUCUUACCAUUCCUUCAUCGGUUCCAUCUCCAGCGGAGGACGCCGAGCAGCUCAGGAAAGCCUUUGCAGGGUGGGGAACAAAUGAGGAUUUGAUUAUACAAAUUUUGGCUCACAGGAAUGCAGCCCAACGCACAUUGAUCCGACAGACUUAUGCUGCCACUUAUGGAGAAGAUCUAUUGAAAGAACUGGACAGAGAACUUUCGAGUGACUUUGAGCAAAUAGUAAUGCUAUGGGCACUGGAUCCAGAUGAACGUGACGCAUUCUUAGUUAAUGAAGCUACAAGGAGGUUCACUGCUAGUAACUUGGUGCUCAUUGAAAUUGCUUGUACCAGAUCUUCCAAUGAGCUGUUUUUGGUGAGGCGGGCAUACCAUGCUCGUUAUAAGAGAUCCCUCGAAGAAGAUGUUGCAUACCACACAACUGGUGACUUCCGGAAGCUUUUGGUUCCUCUGGUGAGUUCAUUCCGGUAUGAGGGAGAUGUGGUGAACAUGAUGCUUGCAAAAUCAGAGGCCAAGACACUCCAUGCGAAGAUAUCUGAGAAGGCUUAUAAUGAUGAGGAAAUUAUCAGGAUUCUGACCACACGGAGUAAAGCACAGCUGAACGCAACCUUUAACCAAUAUAACAAUGAAUUUGGAAAUGCAAUCAACAAGGAUCUGAGGACAGACCCCAAAAAUGAGUACCUUUCUCUAUUGAGAGCAACAAUAAGGUGCUUAACUUGCCCUGAAAAAUACUUCGAGAAAGCUCUUCGACGGGCCAUCAACAAGUUAGGGACAGACGAAUGGGCUCUGACUCGCGUGGUUGCAACUCGGGCUGAGGUUGACAUGCAGCGUAUUAAGGAGGAAUAUCAAAGGAGGAACACUGCUCAUCUGGACCGUGCGAUUGCUGGAGACACAUCUGGAGACUACAAGAACAUGCUUCUAGCUUUGAUAGGGCAUGUUGAUGCCUAAGCAAACUAAACUUGCUGCUGGCAAAGCUACUUUGUGUGCGUGAAAAUGGUUUUUGUUAGUUUGCUUAAAUGGGAGAUGAUGAUGAUGAUCGAAUAAAAUGAUCCAUCUGUUUGGUAAACGAUGAUGAGCCAAUUCUAA
Molecule: messenger RNA, 1161 nt
Organism: Diospyros lotus (date-plum)
Lineage: Eukaryota; Viridiplantae; Streptophyta; Magnoliopsida; Ericales; Ebenaceae
Product: annexin Gh1-like
Exons: 5
Coding region: 73-1023 (316 amino acids)
Cellular component (GO): cytoplasm; cytosol
Molecular function (GO): calcium ion binding; calcium-dependent phospholipid binding
Source: RefSeq, a predicted model, not a curated record